GGCAACGUCCUGGUCAUGUACGGCAUCGUCAGAUACACCAAGAUGAAAACAGCCACCAACAUUUACAUCUUCAACCUGGCUCUAGCGGACGCGCUGGCCACCAGCACGCUGCCCUUCCAGAGCGCCAAGUACCUGAUGGAGACCUGGCCUUUCGGGGAGCUGCUCUGCAAAGUCGUCCUCUCCAUCGACUACUACAACAUGUUCACCAGCAUCUUCACCCUCACCAUGAUGAGCGUGGACCGCUACAUCGCUGUCUGCCACCCGGUCAAGGCCCUGGACUUCCGUACCCCCACCAAGGCCAAGAUCAUCAACGUCUGCAUCUGGGUCCUCUCCUCCGUGAUUGGGGUGCCCAUCAUGAUCAUGGCUGUCACAAAGUCUAAAGGCAAGUACGGGAUGGUCUUAUGCAUGCUCCAGUUCCCCGACCCUCCCAUGUACUGGGACACGGUGACCAAGAUCUGCGUGUUCAUCUUUGCCUUCAUGGUGCCCAUCCUGGUCAUCACCAUCUGCUACGGGCUCAUGAUUCUGCGCCUGAAGAGCGUGCGUCUCCUCUCGGGCUCCAAGGAGAAGGAUCGCAACCUGCGCCGCAUCACCCGCAUGGUGCUGGUGGUGGUGGCAGCCUUCAUCAUCUGCUGGACGCCCAUCCACAUCUUCGUCAUGGUCUGGACCCUGGUGGACAUCGACAAGAAGAACCCCUACGUGGUGGCCAGCUUGCACUUCUGCAUCGCCCUGGGCUACACCAACAGCAGCCUCAACCCCGUCCUUUACGCCUUCCUGGACGAGAACUUCAAGAGAUGCUUCCGGGAGUUCUGCCUGCCUUUCCGCUCCCGCAUGGAGCAGAACAGCUUUUCCCGGGCGAGGAACACCACCCGGGAGCGCGUGUCCACCUGCACCCCCUCCGAAGCCCUCCACAAGCCGGCAUGA
Molecule: messenger RNA, 921 nt
Organism: Alligator sinensis (Chinese alligator)
Lineage: Eukaryota; Metazoa; Chordata; Crocodylia; Alligatoridae
Gene: OPRD1
Product: opioid receptor delta 1
Exons: 3
Coding region: 16-921 (301 amino acids)
Biological process (GO): neuropeptide signaling pathway; G protein-coupled opioid receptor signaling pathway
Cellular component (GO): membrane; neuron projection
Molecular function (GO): neuropeptide binding; G protein-coupled enkephalin receptor activity
Source: RefSeq, a predicted model, not a curated record